Notothenia coriiceps (black rockcod) is the source of this 3219-nucleotide messenger RNA. RefSeq names its product NGFI-A binding protein 2 (EGR1 binding protein 2) (gene nab2). Bases 285 to 1757 code for a protein of 490 amino acids. Gene Ontology annotation, biological process: negative regulation of DNA-templated transcription. The record is from RefSeq and is a predicted model, not a curated record. Gene Ontology annotation, cellular component: nucleus. NCBI's taxonomy places the organism in Eukaryota, Metazoa, Chordata, Actinopteri, Perciformes, Nototheniidae. The transcript has 8 exons. Gene Ontology annotation, molecular function: transcription factor binding; transcription coregulator activity.
CUCUUUUUCGGUCAGAUGGCGUGCUGCAGUCCGCCCCCGUCAUUCUCCAGCCCACACAGACAGGGCAGCCAGCAACCAAUACGCUGCGCCGGAGGAGGAUUUCUGCCAGUGAUUUCAGACGAGCUACGAUACGCAAAGGGGAUUUACUACGCCAAUCUGAGCUGGGGAAGCUUUCGGCGAUAGGUAACAGGUCACUCACUCCGGGAGUAGCCUACCGACCUUGGAGAUACACCAUUCUGUAAAAACUCUCUGCACAUCGGUCUGACCUGAAUAAGCUGUGUGCCAUGUCUCUGCCUCGCACACUUGGGGAGUUGCAGCUGUAUCGGGUCCUCCAGAGGGCCAACCUGCUGGCCUAUUAUGAAACCUUCAUUCAGCAGGGUGGUGAUGACGUGCAGCAGCUCUGUGAGGCAGCAGAGGAGGAGUUUCUGGAGAUCAUGGCUCUAGUUGGCAUGGCCACCAAGCCACUGCAUGUGCGUAGGCUCCAGAAGGCCCUCAGAGACUGGGCGUCCAACCCUGCCCUUUUCAGCCAGCCCGUCUCAAACGGUCCUCUGGGGGGCAUCCCACUGUUCAAAGUGGACGGCACAAGCUCUGGUGGAUCGGCAGGCGGUCCCAGGAAGUCUCUGAGCAACGGGCAGCCUGGGUCCCCCUGUGAAAGGGAAGAUCGGGCGUGUCUUACUCCGAUGCACAGUGGGAGUCCCAGAAGCCCUUGCUCCCAGGCAUCCCCACAGCCACCAGACUCACACUACAGGGAAAAACUGUCCCCCAUGGACCCACACUGGCUCACCCCAGAGCCCGAUGGGAACUGCAAUCUCUCAUCUGGACUCGAGGAUGAGUCUCCCAGCCCACCACUGAUGUCAACAUGUCCUCCUGGUCCCUCUUCUUCUCCAAGCCCCUCUGCACUGUCCGCUUGGCCCGGAGGACAGCUGGACGGGGAGACGGCGAGGGCGGUGGUGGAGAGCGUUGACAGGCUCCUCAGGACCCUGCCCAGGUCAGAUGCUGCAGAGGUGAAGACUCUUCUAAGGAUGAACAAGAAGAUGGCAAAGACUGUGGGACACAUCUUCAAAAUGGGUUCCCAAGAUGUUAACAAAGAAGAAGAGAUCAGGAAGUACAGUCUCAUUUAUGGACGCUUUGACUCAAAGCGGAGAGAAGGGAAGCAGCUCACACAUCAUGAGUUGAUCAUCAACGAAGCUGCUGCCCAGUUCUGUAUGCGCGACAAUGCCCUUUUGCUGAGACGGGUGGAGCUCUUUUCUUUGGCUCGGCAGGUGGCGAGAAAAUGUGCCUACACCUCCACACUAAAGCAUGCAAGGACAAAUGCAGAUGAGAACAGCCUACUGUGCCAGAAGAGAGCGAGACAUGAGGUAAUUGUGCCUGAGAGUGUGUCCUCACUUCUCGGAGUGGAGAGCUCUGAGGGCUUGACCCAGAGGGCAGAUGAUGACAGCUUAUCUGCAGAAAGCCUCGACAGUGUAUCACAUGACAUCGGCUCACAGUGCAACCAAUCUCCAUCCCCCCGUCCCCACACCGACACGUCCAACCCUGCCAACUGGAGUCGCCAUCUCAUACAGCAAACGCUAAUGGACGAAGGGCUGCGAUUGGCUCGGAUGGUCUCACAUGAUCGGGCCGGCAAGAUCAACCUAGCGUCAGAACGAACUCACUGUACAGAUCAUGACGGUAAAGUGGAGAGGCGGAGCUCGAUAACAACGUGCAGGAGCAGCAGCCCUUGCAUCACCAAAGACGAGUCUAGUCACCGGGGAAAAUGAAAAAACUCCUCCGGCCUGCCACUGAACUCUGUCCGUUUUACAGGUUGCUACUGACACUGACAUCUAAUGGGAAGAAGACUACAGUAAUUAUUUGAAUUAAGGACUGAUACCAUACAUGUGGAGUGACUUCUAAACACUGAAAAAUAUUCCAUUUUGACUUUAUAAUCACUAAAUAUGAAGGGGAGACACAGAAAGUGGGAACAUUCAAUGUUUUUAUAUGGAGAAAAAACAUAAUUAAGAAAAUAAAUCUAGUUUUCAGGUCAGUUUUUAUUGUAAGAAGUGCCAUGUGUUGACAGUGCGGCAGGUUUUAAAUUAAAUGGGCUCUACACAGUAGAGGGCACUGUAACUUUGGAAACAGAGUCUCUUACCUUCAUCCAGUAACAUACUAGUUAUGUUAGGGGAAUCUGUUGUCAUAGGUAAACUUGUACUGACUUUUAUAGCAAGUAACAGGCUAAAAAAGUGUAUAAGCAGCUCCUCACCCUCAGGAAAAAAUGUGAUAUUUUAGUUUUUGACGUAUGUGCAUUGUUUAGGAUUCAAAGAUGGUAAUACUCAGCUGUGUGUUCACUCAAAUUGCCGUUAGGUUCAGAGGCCUUUUGUUUUUCGCUGCAUCAUCCAAUCGCCCAUAUGAUCUAAACAAAUGGGUGGUGGUUUAUUAGAUACAAAGCCGCAGGUCUUCAAUAUCCUCUCCUUCACAUCUUUAUGUAAUGGUAUUUUGCACAAGCAGCUGGUGUCUAGAGAUGAUUUUCCAUAUUUUUCAUUUUCUUAAAUUCUGUGAGAAUGCCCCCCAGAAAACCUUUCAAAAGCUGGUCGAAAUUUCGUAAGAACACCAAUGUUUCUUUAUUUUAUUUUCAGCUGAUAGAUAACAUUUGAGUUGCCUCUCUACACAUCAGGUUACAGGCUCUUGCUCCAGAGCAGGGAGGAUGCUGCUUUUCCCCCUCCUCUUACUUGAAUAGGUGCCAUUUUACAGCCUGUGAGGACACUGCAUUCAAAACUACAUUGCAAGAUUUAAAGGAUAAAAAAACAAAACCACAGCAUUUAAAAAUAAAAGAGAGGUGAUAAGUGUAAAUGUUUAAUGCAGUUUUAUUUAGGCGUGGCGGAAACAGACAAUAUGGCUGCAUGUUUUUCUGAUGAUUUCUGUAGUCUUAGAUAUUAAGUUAACUAAUGGUUUACUUUCUAAGCUUUAGAAAAAUAAAAACCCAUGCAGAGGUUUACAGAAAGACAUUUGCUUGACUCUCGAUACAGCAACUGCUUCAAAUUAUGCCAGCCUAUUUGACCCUGAUUAAAGUUUAAGUGUUUUCAGACUUAAUGUAAUGCUAAUAAUGACUUUUUGUAUGCUUAAUCACAGAGUAUGUCAGUGAGGUAGCUUUCUGUGCAUCAGUUACACCUGCCUGUCAUUUGAGCAUUGAUAACCUCCUCAGUUUAUUAUGUUGCAAAACAGAUUAUUUAUUUUGUUACAUCUCAA